Molecule: messenger RNA, 2487 nt
Organism: Rhincodon typus (whale shark)
Lineage: Eukaryota; Metazoa; Chordata; Chondrichthyes; Orectolobiformes; Rhincodontidae
Product: putative threonylcarbamoyl-AMP synthase
Exons: 8
Coding region: 1-846 (281 amino acids)
Biological process (GO): regulation of translational fidelity
Cellular component (GO): cytoplasm
Molecular function (GO): nucleotidyltransferase activity; double-stranded RNA binding; tRNA binding
Source: RefSeq, a predicted model, not a curated record
AUGGUCAUCCGCAUGGGCCCCGGCUAUGCCUGCCUGUAUGUCGGUUAUGUCAAACAGUCCCUCUUCGGUUCUCCAAACUCCUGGAGUCAGAUGGAUAUCACCAACCAACUCAGCAGAGCAGGAAUUAACAUGAGCAGCUCAGUAGGAGCAAGCAAAAAGAAAGAUCAAGUCCCUUUGCCUUGUUCCAUUGCUUCUUCACGGAAAACUAGUGGCCUACGGACUAUUGCAAAAAUCCUAGAUUCUGGCCAUGUGUGUGGCAUCCCAACAGAUACUGUGUAUGCUCUGGCAGCUUCCUGUAAACACCCAAAAGCUAUUGAAGGAAUUUACAACAUAAAGGAGCGUCCUGCUGAGAAGCCUAUUUGUAUCUGCAUCUCCAGUCUCGAUCAGCUUUCUGCAGUGCAUCCUCCAUUCAGCCCCUUGCUCUGGGAGUUUAUGAACCAUGUCUACCCUGGAGGGAUGAGCUGCAUUGUGAAGAAAGGAGAAUGGCUGAAGAAACUAGGUGUUGGUGCUGCAUAUGACCAUGUUGGUACCAAGGACAGCAUCAUGAUCCGUGUUCCUGACCAUACUGUGACAGCACAUCUCGUGAAUAUGACUGGGCCACUAGCAAUUACAUCAGCCAACCCAAGUGGGGAGCCUGAUAGCAUCCAUCAUGACAUGGUUAUCUCACGCCUGGGGCACAAAAUUGAUGCUGUUUUAUGUGACGGAGACUCCAAUGAACUGGUUGCUUCCACUGUCAUCAACUGUACUAAGAUUGAUGAAGAAGGAAUCACCAUUCUAAGAGAAGGAUGUGUCCCAACAGUGAGAGUUAUGCAGAUUUUUGAACAAGUGAAGAACAAGCUUGACUAAUAGCAAACCCCCACUGAAAGAAUGUUUCAGAACCAACAGAUAACAAAGAUACAUGGAGCACUGGCAUAAAGUCACAGAGUGCAAGCAAUAGCAGUCACAAUGUGUUACACAGGGAUAAUUUCACAUUAUGUUUGAUAAAUGUGGCAGUAGGCCUAAUGCAAUAAUAUCUACAAUUUUCCUUUCAUUAAAAGGAAUAUGGGAAAUUGUGAGUUUUUGCACUUUUAUAGGUAUUAGUUCCCUUUAUCCAAGCAACAUUUUAUAUCGUUGGGCUGAAAAGGCCUGAUAUGAAGCUGAUAUGAUUUCUGAAGAAGGGUAACGACCUGAAACAUUACCUUUCCUGCUCCUCUGAUGCUGCCUGACCUGCUGUGCUCCUCCAGCUCCACACUGUUGUCUCUGAUAUGAAGCUGGCUGGGAGAUAAAAAUCCUACAAACAGGGAAUAUUAAUAAUUCAAUAAUUCUGCCAUUCUGAUGUAUAAAGCAAAAGUCCUAAAAUUUUUUUAUUCAAAUAAGUGUUGACAUGCAUCUUCACUUAGAAAUAGAUCUUAGUCAAUGUUAGGGUGACGCCUGUAUGGCUCAGAUGUGAAGUUUGGUGCUACCCAAACUGUCAUCAUGUUACAUUCCGAUGUGAGGAUAUGAAGUUGAGUACCACAUUAUUUGUGGUGUCAUAUAUGUUGAAAGAAUAGCUUAAAUAUCUCAGUAAGCCUCAAACUACCUCUAUGACAUUAGCCUUCCAGUCAUAAUAAUGGCGGCAAUUGCACAUUUUCAACUAAUUGCAAUCUAAUAGUGAGUCCGUCCUUUCUGUUAUUGCAAAGCUAAAUUAUGUUUUUUGGCAACACUGGUUUUAUUAAAAAGAUACCACUUAUAAAUACAAAUAUAAAUACCAGAACAUAGAAGGAAAAACUGCCUAUUCUGUGAAUUUGGAGUAAAAACAGAACACAGUGAUGUGAAAUUCAAAAGAAGGCUAACAAAUCAGGGAUGAUCCUUGAUCAGAAUUGCUAGCCAUUUUUAUUACUUUAAUAGAUCUAAAUUAGAAUACAGUUUAUAGUGUGUUCAACAGAUAUUUUAUUAGUUAAUACAUAAAAAUAAUGGAAAAGAAAUAUUGUUGGAAAAUAUUGAACGCGAAAAAAAUUCCUAAUAGAAAUUAACCAGAAAUAACUUGGAGUUAUUUCAUAUUUUUGUCAUUAUUUUGGUACUUUAACCCAGUCAUUUGAAAUCAGUCGAAAUUUAUUUCAAGAGGGCAAAUAGUUUAAUUCCAUGUAAAUGUAUUGUGCUAAAAUUGUACAGUAAUUUCUAGACUUUUGUAUAUUAGCAGCUGGUGCUAAAAUCUUUGUAUUGUAAUGUUUUGUUACUUUUCUUUGUAACUUUUCCUGAAAGGGCUGUGGAAGCAGAUUAAAUAAUAAUUAUCAGUAGGAGAUUGGAUAAAUAUUUGAAACAAAGUGAUUUAGUGAAACAGACACAGUUAUUAUUUGUUUGGAUGUGCCUUUGGUCUUAAUCAAAUGUGCAAUUUUGCCAAAACCACUUGAAUACCAAAUAUCGUGAAUCCUGGGAGAAAGUGAAGGAAAUAACGAUGGAGGUUUGAUGAAGUAAUAUUUGAUAGUUUUGAAUUAUAAGUCUUGUAUAAAGGAAAUUAUUUGUACAUUA